Messenger RNA from Lacerta agilis (Sand lizard), 1071 nucleotides. It is a transcript of the gene CENPX, whose product is annotated as centromere protein X. NCBI's taxonomy places the organism in Eukaryota, Metazoa, Chordata, Lepidosauria, Squamata, Lacertidae. Gene Ontology annotation, cellular component: FANCM-MHF complex; Fanconi anaemia nuclear complex. The coding region runs from base 85 to 333 and encodes 82 amino acids. The record is from RefSeq and is a predicted model, not a curated record. Gene Ontology annotation, biological process: DNA repair; replication fork processing; resolution of meiotic recombination intermediates. The transcript has 5 exons. Gene Ontology annotation, molecular function: protein heterodimerization activity.
CGAUGCCCUGAUCCCUCGGGACUUCCGGCGCCUACUCUGGGCAGUGAUUGCGGAGGAGAGUCAAGAGGGCGGGUCCUCUUUGAAAUGGAGAAGAGGGAACAAGGCGCGAAAGGCUUCAAAAAGGAGACUGUGAACAAACUGCUCCAGCUCCACUUCAAAGAUGACAAAACACGAGUCAGCGGUGAUGCUCUGUUGCUCAUGGCAGAAAUGCUCAAAGUGUUCGUGCGAGAGGCAGCCGCACGAGCCGCACGGCAGGCUCAAACAGAGGACCUGACCAGGGUGGAUGUGGAGCACGUGGAAAAAGUGCUGCCGCAGCUGCUUUUGGACUUCUAGAAACCUGAUGGGGCAAAGCCCACAUUCCUGCUAGAGGGAAGAUCGUGGCCUGACCUCUGGAGCAAAGUGGAAUACAGGCUUUGAAAUGGAAUCUGCCCCGCAGUGAUUCUGCUUGCUCGGACGAUAUUCUCAUCACCUCUCUCCUUCCUUGCUGGCACAGUUGUGGUUGUUUGCUAUCUCUCUUUCUGUGCACUUCAUGAUGGCCAAAGGCUGACUUGCUAAGGGCUGGAAUCAUUUCUCUUUCUCCCCCACCCCUCCCUCUUUGUGACGGGAUGCCGGGAGUCAGUGACGCCUCACCAUCUGAGGCUGCGUCCUAACCUGAUGCUGUUUCCGAUUCACAGCUAGGCAGAGUCUACACUUUCUUUUCCAAUGGGAGAAGCAGGUGCCUUCCUGAAGGGGUGUGUGGAAAGAGUGAGUAUGCCUGGAGCUUUCCCCACACCGUGGGCUCUCAUCACCUCAGCAGGCAUUUAAAGGCCAGCUCCGGGCUUGUCUGCUGUCUGAGUUCUUAAACAGGAGCCGAGCCCCGGGUCUGUGCCAGCAGCAGGUACCUGAUCUUUAUUUUAUAAAUAAACAGUGCUUGUCCCUCAAUCCUUUCCAGCAUUCCACUGGGGCCAUGACAUCAAAGAGUGCUUGGAACCUUUUAACCAUUUGAUAUUCCUCUCAGAAGCUGCUUCCCUCUGCUAUAAAUUUGUUCUCACAAAGAAACUUCAAUAAAUCAAAAAUAGUCUCCCUCCUUUG